Molecule: messenger RNA, 2127 nt
Organism: Trypanosoma rangeli
Lineage: Eukaryota; Euglenozoa; Kinetoplastea; Trypanosomatida; Trypanosomatidae
Product: putative cyclic nucleotide-binding protein
Exons: 1
Coding region: 1-2127 (708 amino acids)
Source: RefSeq, a predicted model, not a curated record
AUGGUGACUCUGCACAGUGAUGGAGGCCUUGGUGAACACGAUUGGCUCAUUACUCGCACGGGCUUGCCUUCAGUGGAGGACAUUCUUACUGAGGCCGAGCCGAUCAAUGAGUUUGUCUGUCCUCCAAUUGAAUUACCUUCCUGUUUCUCACGACGAUACUUGAUGAUGAUGAAUGCCCUGACCAUGGGAAGGAAAAUCACCGAAUGGGAAAAAAAGGUAAUUUUUUCGAGGUUGAAGAAAAGCCCUCCUUUGAUUGAGGAGGAAUUUCAAAGACGUCUUAGUGCGGUUCAUGCGCGUAAUACGAGUGAAUACCUACACGACAUACAACUUCGUGGUGCGACACGGGUAGCCGUUAAGCAAGAGGAGCAUUACCUGGAAUAUGAAAAAGGAAGAACACACAGGGAGGCUGCAUUUGCUCGUCACAAAAACUUGACGUCUAUUUUGCGAGAAGAAGUAAAAACUGUUAGGGCAAGGCAGUGGUGCACCAUCGUAUUAUCCCACAUGUUUCUUACUGCCUUAAUGAAGGAGAGGCGCAUUCAUGAAGCGUAUGAAAAGAUUUCCUGGAUGCUACUUCCUGUCAUUAAGCGUCGUGCAGCCGUUAAGGAGAAGCAAGCAAAGGCGGAAAUGUUAACCCGAAUGAAUAGGGAUAAUAUACCAUUUCCUUCACCAGCUGUGAUUUAUAGCAUGUACGGAACCUUUUUUAAUGGAUGGCCACCUCGUCUUUUGGAAAUGCUGGCACGGAAAGGGAAGCCUCUUUUUCUCAAAGCAGGAACCUUUUUGAUGCAUGAAGGCGACUUGGAUCGUUGUAUGUACAUGAUCACCACGGGCCGCGUAAGCGUCAUUUUGAAUGAUCGCUCCAAAGGCAAAAAACGAACAAAAGAGUGCAGCAAGGCUUGUUUCGAACUCAAUCCACCGUGCUACGUGGGAGAAUUUGCUCUGGUAUGUAAGGAGCCUCGAAGUGCGUCUAUUCAGUGUGAAACCGAUAUGGGUGCCUGGGCGGUUUCCCCCGAGGACUACGAAGACGUCGCGCAGCAUUUGAGUGCAGAGGUGGCAAGUAAACAACGAGAAGCGACAGACGUUCGUCGGCGAGCAAACUUGCAAAAGUUUUUUCCUCUUCGUGUUGAACUUCUUCGUCAAUUUCCAUAUUUUGAGAAAUUUAGUGCUGAGGCUCUUAAUAAAAUUAUUUCUGCUGUGGAACCCAUAGUGCUUCACGACGGAGAUCAUCUCUAUUCAAAGUCCGAUAUGGAUUCGUCGGCCUACUUUAUUCAGGAUGGCGUUGCCAUCCUCUUGGAAGAGGACGGAACUCGUCAUUACAUUCCACGUGGCAGCUGUGUGGGGAUAUUCGAAUGCGCCUGCAGUGUCAAUGAGCGUAAACGGUGCUCCAUCAUAAGCAAAAAUUACUGCGAUAUUUGGCGCAUGCGGCGUGAGGUUCUUAUUGACGUUGGCAUGAGCGAACCGGCCGCCUUUUUAUAUUGCCGCAGUGCUGCCAAGUCUCAACGCGCAAAUGAGGUGAUAAAACCCACAACGACGCCCUGUUCAGUACGAAAAGAUCCAUACCUCAUGUUUUGCCUCACACGUCAUUUAAUGAACCGAUUGUGGGAAGCUGCACUGCCAGUGAUUUACCUCAACGACGAAAAACUUGUGGUUCAAGGGCAACCUUUUCAACAGUUUAUUAUAUUGCAUAGCGGCGUCUUUGAAACAACUUUUAUUGCUGGAAACGGUGAGCAUCAUACAGUGCGUAUCACUGUUAAUGGCGAGACUACUGCCAUGGAGGUUCUUUCUGGCUCAGUCGACAAUGUUUUCAGUAAAGGAAGUGAUAACAUUGCCAAAACCUUUUUUAGUUUGGUUUUGGGAGCCUAUGAGUGUGCCUCUUCGAUGUCACAGUACUGCUCUACAGUAACGAGUUAUGGGCUUUCGGAGGCUUUUGUUGUGGAGCGUGCGUCCUUUGAUGCCCUGCUGCCUGUAGAGCUUAAAGAAAUUAUGGAGGCCGACAAGGAUGCACGUGAAAUCGUUUAUUCUUCUCACAAACAAAACGAUCCCAGUCAGCUUACAUCAAAUAUACAUCUUGGAUUUGCCGCGGCGUACCGCAAGGCCAGGGAAUGCCACCUGAAAGGCGACGCGAUUUGA